CCCACAAGAUUCCCCGCCAAGUGGCGGCACUGCGGCCCAGCUAGGGCCAGCGGCUUCGCCCCCCAGGCAUGUGGGUGGCCAGCGACGUGCGCCCGCCAAUAGGCGAGCCGCCUCGGUCCACCUGCCGGCCCCGACCGGGAAUUUUAGUUGCGUGUGGGCGUGGCAGAGUUGUCACAUGGCCGUCUAAUGUGAUUGCCGUAACAAUGUCAAAGUACCUACGGCUACGCCGAGCGCCCCCGGAUCGCGUCCAGGUGCGCCAGGACUUGCGUUUGCGGGUUCGGCAGCCAAUCAAAAAUAUCGAGCGCCCUGGCGGCGGCAGGGUUGGGCCAGCGUGCAGAUUGAAGAAGCAACCAGCCCUAGUAGGAGAGAUUCCAACAAGUCGG
Messenger RNA from Amoebophrya sp. A120, 383 nucleotides. Lineage: Eukaryota; Dinophyceae; Syndiniales; Amoebophryaceae. The record is from the annotation of a GenBank genome assembly.